AUGGAUGCGAAGCAUCUUGCGGCAUACUUGAAAGAGAAACUACAGAGGAGCGUAGAAAUUAUCCCUCCAAAGAAAGCUGAAGGCAGUGGAAACAAGAAGGAGAAAGAAGGCGGUGGCGAGAAGAAAGACGAUGCCAAAGCCACCACCGGUGGUGGAGAAGGAAGUGAGGGGAAGAAGGUUGAGAUCAACAAAAUGGAGUUCAAUGGGUACAAUCCAGAAACACACUAUGCUGUGCCUAUGUACAAUCAAAGUUAUGCAAAUCAAGGCUAUGGUGUGCCAAUGUACCCCCACCACCAAGAUUAUGCUUAUACUGGUCAUGCGGCACAUUAUGCACCAGGGCCGCCACCACCACCACCACCGACUUACUUGCAUGAAACUGAUCAAAUGUUCAGCGAUGAAAACCCAAAUGCUUGCUUCGUCAUGUGA
Messenger RNA from Olea europaea var. sylvestris, 426 nucleotides. RefSeq names its product heavy metal-associated isoprenylated plant protein 6-like. The transcript has a single exon. Bases 1 to 426 code for a protein of 141 amino acids. Lineage: Eukaryota; Viridiplantae; Streptophyta; Magnoliopsida; Lamiales; Oleaceae. The record is from RefSeq and is a predicted model, not a curated record. Gene Ontology annotation, molecular function: metal ion binding.